Stylophora pistillata is the source of this 2468-nucleotide messenger RNA. RefSeq names its product serine/threonine-protein phosphatase 2A 55 kDa regulatory subunit B delta isoform. NCBI's taxonomy places the organism in Eukaryota, Metazoa, Cnidaria, Anthozoa, Scleractinia, Pocilloporidae. Gene Ontology annotation, molecular function: protein phosphatase regulator activity; protein binding. Gene Ontology annotation, cellular component: protein phosphatase type 2A complex. The record is from RefSeq and is a predicted model, not a curated record.
GGUGUUGAGCAGAAUUCAAGUUACGACAUUCAAAUGUAUCUACACCCUUUGAUUCGCUUUUUUUAGGCGAUCCGAUGACCUGAAGGGCCAUGCAAGUCUUGAAGGAUAAGCUUCACCAUAUAGGCCAUCAUCAUAGCCCAAAGUUAAGUCACGGCGAUAAACGAAAUGGGUCCAAACAAAAGGACAAGGAGGAAAAACGUAAAGGUGACAAAGAAGAUGGAGGAGAAGUACAGUGGUGCUUUUCGCAGGUAAAGGGGACAUUAGACGAGGAUCUCACAGAAGCUGAUAUCGUUUCAACCGUUGAAUUUAACCACGAUGGCGAGCUUCUUGCAACUGGUGAUAAGGGAGGCAGGAUUGUUAUCUUUCAGAAAGAAGAAGCGCCGAAGGGAUCGCAGCAUUAUGGUGAAUACAACGUGUACAGUACUUUCCAAAGUCACGAACCAGAGUUCGAUUAUCUAAAGAGUUUGGAGAUCGAAGAGAAGAUAAAUAAGAUCAAGUGGUUAAAGCGGCGAAACGCGUCGCACUUUUUGCUCUCAACUAAUGAUAAAACUGUUAAAUUAUGGAAAAUUUCUGAACGGUGCUUUGCUGCGAGUAACUUCAACCUACGAGAUGACCAGGGGGUACCAAGAAAUCCUGAGGACGUAACAUCACUGAGGGUACCUAUUUUUAAGCCCUCUGAGCUAGUGGUGGAAGCAAGUCCUAGAAGAGUAUAUGCAAAUGCUCACACAUACCACAUCAAUUCGAUAUCACUAAACAGUGAUGAUGAGACAUACCUAUCCGCAGAUGAUCUGAGGAUCAACUUGUGGCAUCUUGGGAUCAAUGAUCAGAGUUAUAAUAUUGUUGAUAUCAAACCAGCAAACAUGGAGGAACUCACUGAAGUAAUUACAGCAGCAGAGUUUCAUCCAAUAGAGUGCAGUACAUUUGCAUACAGUAGCAGUAAAGGAACUGUCAGGUUAUGUGACAUGAGACAAUCUGCAUUGUGUGACAGGCAUACUAAAAUGUUUGAGGAACCAGAGGAUCCUGGGGCAAGAUCUUUUUUCUCAGAGAUCAUUUCAUCAAUAUCAGAUGUGAGAUUCAGCCACAGUGGCCGGUACAUGUUGACGCGUGACUACUUAACUGUUAAAGUAUGGGAUCUUAACAUGGAAAGCAAACCAGUGGAGGUCUACAAUGUUCAUGAUUACCUUAGAAGCAAGUUAUGCUCACUAUAUGAAAAUGAUUGCAUCUUUGACAAGUUUGAAUGUGUUUGGAAUGGAAAUGAUGGGUCCAUAAUGACUGGUUCUUACAACAACUUCUUUCACAUCUUUGACAGAAAUGAUAAACAGGAUGUUUGUUUAGAGGCAUCACGGGAGUUUAGUAAGCCACGGCAGAUUUUGAAGCCUCGUCGUGUAGCAGUAACGGGAAAGAGAAAGAAAGAUGAUAUCACAGUAGAAUGCUUGGACUUUAGUCAUAAGAUUCUUCACACUGCUUGGCACCCACAAGAGAACAUUAUAGCAGUAGCAGCAACAAAUAAUUUGUACUUAUUCCAGGAAGCCCGAACAUAACUCUUGUAACUGUUUAUAGGAUGCUUUUUUUGUAAUGAUAACAGACAAUUUUGAAUUUAGGUGUAUCUAAAUUGAUGGUAUCAUAUUGUGUAAUGGUUUACACAGCAACUGUUAGGUAAUUGUCAUUUGUGAAGAUUUUGAGAAUACCAUGUAUUCUGUGGAGUUAUGAAAAAUUCAUUUUGUUGGCAUUUUGUAGAAAUUCUGCAUAAAUUGAGUUGCCAUCAGUUCUUUUAACCUGGACUGUUUGCUACAUGUAUAGCCAGACUGAUUGCUUUUUUCCUUUUUUUCUUUUUUUGUUUGUUUUUUUGUUUUGUUUUGUUUUGUCACUUCAUAUUCAGAAAACUGUUUUACCUUUAUCGGGAAAGGGGUAGCUCCUAAAUCUUCAUUUGAAAAGUGAUUUUCACAUCGUGUAAAUAUUAAAAGCAUUACUUGUUAGAUGAGAGCAGCUUAAAAUUCAGGUGACUUGUGGGAGUGAGUUUAUAAUGUAACCUAAUUAAUUUCGAGAACUAAUCUUUGGACUAUUGCUUACAUUCUAGACACAUUUUUUUCUUAUUUAAAUUUAAACUUUACAUGCGUUCUUUUAGGUCUCUUAUUUCUCUGGGUCACUGUAAUGCCAAAAAAAAUAGUAACAGUGUUUCAUUUAACUUUUCCUUUCUUGUUCUUUGACUUGGUGGUGUUGUGGUAUUUUUUAUUGUGACGAUAAUACCAUGCAGUAGUAUUCAAUACAUUUAUUAGUGUGGACACACCUUGAUACUUGAUUUCUUCAUCAUUUGUUGUGAACAUUUUCCAAGCCUGACAAGUGAUACUGUUUCUCCUCAACAAGAUCGAUGAUGUUUUUUAGCGUUAGUAGCUGGACUAUUUAAAUGGAGAAGAAAGAAUAUAUUGAUUUGUAACUGCUUACAAUUAAAAACGAUUUUGUUUUUAUAA